Bufo bufo (common toad) is the source of this 2181-nucleotide messenger RNA. RefSeq names its product ERI1 exoribonuclease family member 3 (gene ERI3). The record is from RefSeq and is a predicted model, not a curated record. Gene Ontology annotation, molecular function: 3'-5'-RNA exonuclease activity; nucleic acid binding. The transcript is spliced from 8 exons. Lineage: Eukaryota; Metazoa; Chordata; Amphibia; Anura; Bufonidae. Gene Ontology annotation, biological process: exonucleolytic trimming to generate mature 3'-end of 5.8S rRNA from tricistronic rRNA transcript (SSU-rRNA, 5.8S rRNA, LSU-rRNA). The coding region runs from base 1 to 966 and encodes 321 amino acids.
AUGAUUCCAUGUAGGAGAGGAGCAGAUAGGGGCCUGCGCCUUUGCCCCGCCUUGCUUAGCACUGAUUGGUCGGUGGAGCCGGCGGCGGCGCCGCUGAUUGGUGGGCGUCGUCUGCCCGUCACGGCCGUCUCCAUAGACAGGGGGAGAGUGAGAGGUUUCCAUGUAAAUGCAGCAGAGGUUUCAAUGCAUUUAUCGUCCCUCAUCCGGCCGCAAAGACUUCCCUCGCUGCUGCUCUCCAGACCGCUGGGAACCGCGUCCUGUGACCCGUUCUCUGUCCUCCGAGCCGACACGGGAGCCGACCCAAUGCUCAACAGAAAGCUGGGAUGCCAGGGGUUUGGGGCGUCAGUGGCUGCGAUGACCUCCUUCCCCCCACAGAGAUACCAUUACUUCCUAGUGCUGGAUUUUGAGGCGACAUGUGACAAACCCCAGAUCCACCCUCAGGAAAUAAUUGAGUUCCCUAUACUGAAGUUAAACGGCAGAACCAUGGAGAUCGAGUCGACGUUCCACACGUAUGUGCAGCCCGUGGUGCACCCUCAACUCACCCCGUUUUGCACUGAGCUGACGGGAAUCAUCCAAGAAAUGGUGGACGGGCAGCCGACCCUGAGCCAAGUCCUGGAGAGAGUCGAUGAGUGGAUGGCCAAAGAGGGGCUCUUAGAUCCCAGCGUCAAGUCCAUCUUCGUCACCUGCGGCGACUGGGACUUAAAACUCAUGCUGCCAGGACAGUGUGAAUAUUUAGGACUGCAAGUCGCAGAUUACUUCAAGCAGUGGAUUAAUCUGAAGAAGGCGUACAGCUUCGCUAUCGGUACUUGGCCGAAGAACGGACUCCUAGACAUGAAUAAGGGCAUGAGCCUGCAGCACAUAGGGCGACCCCACAGCGGAAUAGACGACUGCAGGAACAUCGCUAACAUCAUGAAGACGCUUGCUCACCGAGGCUUCAUCUUCAAGCAGACCUCCAGGCGCAUCUAAUGUAGUCGGGGAGCCGGGCCGCGGGGUGGGAGUGGGGGCAGGAGGCUGCAUGUAGCUCUUUCCUUACUGCGUCCACCUGGGUGGCCGACCAGAUACAGGACAUUAGGUGGAGGCGACACAUUGUUACGGACUGACCUCUGAGGUGAGAAUCGCUGUCCAUACGGCUCCACCAUGAAGAUCUGUCACACUCCAUCAUCCGCUUUGCCCUAGACAGUUACCACCCCCAUCCUCCCCACCUGCUGCCUGUAUCUUCUCCCAGGCGUCCUGGGAUGGCUUAGAUGACAAGACCUCCUUAAUACAACCCCCAUCAUCCAGAAGGCUGAGAUUCUACACUGAAGUGUUUCGUCCCAGUGAGGAAGAUAAGAAUUUACCGUAGUCUGAAGGUCGAGGCAUUACUAAUGGUGUGCGCUUAUUAGACGACGCUCCACAGUGCGGAAAUAUGACCACCCCGAGACGGAGACUUCACCUGGACGCAUCUAGAUCCCUGGGAUUGGCCGCUUCUCCUUACAGUUACUUCUCCUUUAAGAAAGGUUUUAUACUGAAAAGUUCUGCAAAUUCCUAAUAGACUUUGGGGGUCAUUUUUCAUCCGGAUUAGCGGGGUGCCCAAGUCUGAGAUCUACUCCAGACCCCUGACUAGAGUAGAUUUCAGAUCUCGUUUACACCUACCCCAGGAUGGCGUAAAAACACCCGUGCGACAACAUUUAAAAAGUCACAAAACAAGGUCUUGUGACUUUUUGUACACCAAAAACUGGCAUAGCGAUAUUAGUUAAUGACCCCCUUUCUGUUUCACUCUUCAGUAUUUUUAAGAUCUCUGCUUGUUGUCAAUGAAUGGGAACAUUGUUUACAUCCAGAGGUUGGAAACCCUGUUGGACCUGAUAUUUCUCAAAACUGAGGGUUUGUUACACUGUAUCAGUUUAGAGGAUAUUGAACAGCCUGGAGCGCUGCUGCAUUUAGCUCACAGUUACUUCACUGAUACAUUGUUACAAACCCACAGUAGAGAAGAAUGGAAACAAAUGAUAUUAGAAAGUUGCAGAAUGUUACUGGGAAGCUGUAGAUGACCCCCAUUCACAGCCUGAGCUCCGCUCCUGCUUAGAGGGGGAGGGGCAGAGUUGCUCCUUAAAGGGCCGCAUCACUGAUAACGAUAUUGUUGCGUUUGUUCAAACUUUUGUUUCCACCUCAUUAACAGAACAAUAAACAUCAUUGCAUGGAGAACGA